This is a messenger RNA of Poecilia latipinna (sailfin molly), 1441 nucleotides long. RefSeq names its product natriuretic peptide A-like (gene nppal). Gene Ontology annotation, molecular function: hormone activity. The coding region runs from base 845 to 1234 and encodes 129 amino acids. Gene Ontology annotation, cellular component: extracellular region. NCBI's taxonomy places the organism in Eukaryota, Metazoa, Chordata, Actinopteri, Cyprinodontiformes, Poeciliidae. The transcript has 3 exons. Gene Ontology annotation, biological process: receptor guanylyl cyclase signaling pathway; cGMP biosynthetic process. The record is from RefSeq and is a predicted model, not a curated record.
CCACUUAAAUGAGAGCUUUAUGAUUUAUCUGAAAAAAUUAAUUUGGAGGAAGCUAAGUGAGCUAAAUGUUUUCAAAGUUAGCUGAAGCGCUGGAUGAAAAAUUAGCUGAUUAGCAUAAGUGUGCCCUCCACUUUAUUGUGUUGUUUACUUAAGUUUAGUUCUUUCUUGAAGUUUGCCCACCUUCUAUAUAAUUAGACAACAUAUUCUGAUAAUGAUGUUGCAUUACAAGGAAAGAAAAAAGUUAAAAAUGUCCAUUUUAAUUAUAAAAUUUUGUGACUAUUUAUGCAACCCAUGUUUAGCUGUUUAUUUGUAAUAAAAAUGUGAGCCAGCUGGUAUAGCUGCAUGCAUUAUGUGGAAAUUAAUCUCUGAACAGUUGAACACAAACAGGAGGUACUCCACUAAAAAUAUAACAAACAAACCCUCCAUAGUUUGAACCCUCCUCAGAGGAACGUUUUAUCAGAUAAAGUUUAGAUUUAACCGAAACAGCAGAAAGAGGCGCAGACAAACUAAUAACAUGUGACAGUGGGAUCUUCAUCUCUAGAGUCCAGUUUAAGUUCAGCAGCUAAUGUGAAGCUGUGACCCUCACAGAGUUGAGAGCCAGAGUCUUCAGUCACGUUGUGGCAGCUUCAGAGAGACCGAACACCUCCGAGAGUCAGGUUAGGCUCCACUCCAGCAGGCAGCACCAUUAGUCACACCUCAUUAAUUUUCCUCCGGAUCGCAUGGUGACGAAAUCAGGUCGGUAUAAAGGCGGCACCUGCAGCGCCGGAGACCCAGAGGAGAGCGGCAGCAGCAACGAGAGUCAUCACAGAGAGGAACGACUGGAAACCGCCACAGAAAGAAGAAAAUGCUGCCAAAUUUCUCCGUUUGCUGUUUUUCUCUGCUGUUCAUUAAUUUCAUAGGAGCUAAACCCAUUUCUGACAUACAGAGUUUGCAGCAGCUUUUGGAGACUGAAAUCAGCAACUUUCCCUUCUCCUCUGAGGAGGCGCAGGUGGAGGAGAGCGACUUCGGCUCAGACAGGUCUGUGCUUGGCGCUGCGGGGCGGCGGGAGCCCUGGAGCGCCGCCGACAGCCGCAGCUCCGCGCCGCUGGUCAAAGAUAACGCGCUGGCGCAUUUCCUCAAAGACAUCAUGACCACCUCCAAGCGUUCGUGGAGCCGAUACAAGAAAGGCGGCCUGAGGAGCUGCUUCGGGGUCCGGCUGGAGCGGAUCGGCUCCUUCAGCGGACUGGGCUGCUGAGGUCCGUUCUCCCAGAUGUUCCUGAGACGAGCGCCGCAGCAGUUACUGCUCUCACCCACAACACAGAUUUACUCCCUUUCAUUGUGUUUUAAAAUGAAGGCUGCUGAAUUCUAAUUUAUUGUUUGUGUAUUUAUUAUUUAUCUUUCUAUUGGAUUAAGUCAAGUUGCCUUGUGAUAUUCUGUAUUGCAGUAAAAUAAUUAUUUUGCA